AUGCAGUCCUUCCUAACCUCAUCAUCACGCAAAUAUUUUCAUCAAUCCUUGAAAUGUUUAUCUUUUUCACCCUACACAAAUGAUAAAGAUUCUCAGACACCGACAUUAUUGGAAGCAGAAUUGUCUUCACUCUAUCCCAAAAUCAAAACCACUCAAAGUUUUUCAGUCAUGUAUAGCAGUCAAGUGUUUUCGGAUUUAGCUCUUUCGGAUCCUCUCUAUUAUAAAAUUAAAUUAAUUUUAAAUCAUUCAUUAUUUCUUGGAGUGGAUAAACCAAGUAGGAGAUUUUUGCAUGAAGAGUUGAAACAAAAUGGGCCUGAAAUUGCAUUAAAAGUUCCGUUACCGUCCAUCAUGGAUUUAGUUGGAUUUACUGAACAAGAACUGUUUGCAGUUGACAACAAGUUGGAAAUUUAUCAACAGAAACCGGUGUCUUCACCAUCCUCAAAACCCUCUUUGGAGAGCUUGCAUGACCACUGCAGUGCUUUGUGUAAAAAGAUUUAUUAUCUCCUAAAGAUAGAUGAUGAGAGAAAAGCUGAUAUUUAUUUCAGAAGAUUGUACAUCAAGCUAAAAGAAUUAGGGUUUGAAACAUUGGAGGCACAACAAGAGCAUCCUACUGUUUGUUAUUUAUAUAACAAAAGAAACUUGAUUGAUGCCGAGAAAGAGUUUCUCAAAUGCAACGGUGAGCUCAUGAAACUACAAGAAACAAUGUCUCCAACAGAAUUCCAAAACAAUAGAGAGAUCAAUAGAAAAAAGGUACUUGAUGCUUCCAAAGUGGAGUUGUACGCAAAAUACUUGAUUGGAGACUUACAGUUUAGGAAAGCACUUUAUAUGCUUGGAUUAGCAGCUGACGUUGCUGAGUUGAAUAUUGAGAAAUAUUCAAAACAUUUUAAUGAAACAGAAUUAGAAAUGUUGAAAAUGGAUAGAGAGCGUCGAUAUUAUCAAUUAGCUCAAUUAUACACAUAUAUUGCUACUCUGACCAGAGAAUAUUCCAAUUUAACCAAAUAUUAUAAUGGAAGUGAUCAAGUCGCUUCUUACACUUUGGAAAAUACGAAAACUUUACACACAUUUUUAUUGCAAUCCUUCUCGAUACAGGUUAAGAAAGAUCGCCAGCUGAAACCAGCAUUUAGACAAACCGCAAAUUUCUAUUCAUUCAUGGCAGGAAAAAACCUGAGAGAACUGAAACAAAAGUGUCCUUCUAUUGAGAAGAAAUAUCCCCUCAUCAAAUUAUUCCAUCAACAAUAUAUGAGAUCCAUGUUGCCAUCAAGAAUUAGGAAACUACUAAUUGUGCUCGGCAUUUGUUUACUACUGUUUGCCAUAAAAAAAUUGUGGGAUAUUCGACAACAACGUAAACAAGAAGAAUUGGAGUUUAACAACCAAAAGAAAGCAUACACCUCUGAGGAACCAAAUCGUCACAAACUUGUCGAUGAUGAUUUUUAG
Molecule: messenger RNA, 1434 nt
Organism: Naegleria fowleri
Lineage: Eukaryota; Heterolobosea; Eutetramitea; Acrasida; Naegleriidae
Exons: 1
Coding region: 1-1434 (477 amino acids)
Source: RefSeq, a predicted model, not a curated record